This is a messenger RNA of Dimorphilus gyrociliatus, 2107 nucleotides long. The record is from the annotation of a GenBank genome assembly. Lineage: Eukaryota; Metazoa; Annelida; Polychaeta; Dinophilidae.
AUAUCCAAGUUGUCAACAAUUCGGUCGUACAAUUUUCUAACCUUUUUUCGCAAAAACCUUUAUUAUAUAGAUUAUAACCAAAUGUCCGUAGGACAAAUUGUAAACCUUUUGAAGAUGAAAGUGAGAAUUGUACCGGCAAUGGAAGUUGGGAAAAACUAUAUGUAUUUACUAAUUGAUCAGGCUUCAAAGACAGCUGCUGCAAUUGAUCCAGUUGUUCCAAAUAAGAUAGAAGAAGCCGCUGCUGAAGAAAAAGUAAAAAUAACCCAUCUAUUGACAACCCAUCAUCAUGCAGAUCAUAGUGCUGGUAAUGAAAGAAUGUCUAAAUUAUUUCCUGGUCUAGAGAUUGUUGGAGGUGAUGAUCGAAUUCCAGCAAUGACUAAAAAAGUUGGAAAUGGUGACAUUUUCAAUUUGGGAAAUCUUAAAGUGACCUGUCUACAUACUCCGUGUCAUACCAAAGGUCAUAUUUGCUAUUUCGUUUCAAGCGAUUCAAGUGUCGAAAAAGGAGAAAAUGUUGUGUUCACUGGCGAUACUUUAUUCAGUGGGGGCUGCGGUCAUUUUUUUGAAGGUACCCCUGACCAGAUGUAUAGAGCUUUGAUAGAAGUGCUAGGAUCUCUACCAGACGAGACAAAAGUCUUCGUUGGUCAUGAAUAUACUGUCAAUAAUUUGAAGUACGCCGCUCACGUUGAACCAAAUAAUAAGAAAAUUGCCGAGAAGCUCCUCUGGGCUCAGAAACUCCAAGCUGAGGAUAAAUUUACUAUGCCUUCUUCCAUCGGUGAGGAAAAGCUUAUAAAUCCAUUUAUGAGAGUUAGAGAAGAGAGACUUAAAAAGUAUACCAAUGAAACAGACCCUAUUAAAGUUAUGGGCAAGCUGAGACAAAUGAAAAAUGAAUUUAAACUCUAAGUUAAUGAAUACCAGUUGAAUAAAUUUAAAAAGUGAAAUAAACUCAAGCUUAUAAUCAUAUGUAUUUUGGUUAAGUACAAACUCAAGAGUUUCAGUUUAAAUAGUUGCAGAAACAUGUAGGACAUAUCUUUUAACAAAGUUUGAAUAUAAAAUAUCUAAUAUACAAGGUUGUUUUACAAUAUCAAGCAAAACUUUCCACUGGAUGAAAUGCUAAUUUAGCGUAAAAAGAGAAGAAAACGUUAACUCAAGAAUUCUCCUUAUCGACAUGAAUUUUUAGUUUUUAAAAACAAGAGUAACAAUGGGUUAUUGAAUUAUUAUUAUUUACAUUCUAUACCCCUUGGUACCUAUAUUUAUGUAAAGUUUACAGAUAGCUACAGAUAGGUUCUCAGUGGUUAGAUUUUUAUCAACGUCUAAGCCCUUCAUCGUAACGUCUGCUCCUUAUUUUGCGAUCGUCUGCAUAUUUCCUUUCUUCGGAUCUUUUCCUGCGAUAAUUUCUUCUAUCCUGAUCUGAAUCAUUGUCACUAUCGUUUCUUUUUCUAUUUUCUUUAUCAUGUUUAUCAUUUCGUCGACUAUAACUAUCUUUCCUCGGUUUAUCCUCAUCAGAUGAGUAUUUUCUAGCUUUCUCUUGAUAAUUACUCCUUCUAUCAGAACUUUCACCUUUUCUAUCUCUGUCAUCGUCGGAAUCAUAUCUCCGCCUCUCUCGUCUUUCAAGUCUACGACUUUCCGACUUUUUACUUUCUGGUUCUUUGUCUUCACUAUCAUCACUAUCAUACCUUCUAUUUUUUCUUGUAUCUUUCUGCUCGUAUCUUCGACUCUCUCGUCUUUCUUCUUCACGAUCACUAUCAUCUCUUCUUCGUCCGUUGUCUUUAUACUGCCGAUCACGUCUUCUAUCAGUUUGCCCACUUCUAUUUUCUCUUCGAGCUUCUUCACUAUCACGUCGCUUAUUGUCUCUAUUGCUGAUGUCAUAUCCUCUGCGAUCUGUUCGGUCAUUUCUAUCAUAUUUUCCAUCUUCAUCUGUAUCACUAUCUCUUCGCUUGCUUUCUUUACUGCAGUGCUCAUUUCGUUUUCGGUCUGUUCGUUCAUUUCUUUGAUUUCUUCUAUCUUCAUCUGUAUCACUAUCUCUUCGCUUGUUUUCUUUACUAUAAUGCUCAUAUCGUUUUCGAUCUGUUCGUUCAUUUCUCUGAUUUCUUCUAUCUUCAUCUGUAUC